This is a messenger RNA of Striga asiatica, 938 nucleotides long. NCBI's taxonomy places the organism in Eukaryota, Viridiplantae, Streptophyta, Magnoliopsida, Lamiales, Orobanchaceae. The record is from the annotation of a GenBank genome assembly.
CAACAAUUCAGCCGGAUAAUAACAAUAUCAACUUUCAAAAGUGGCAACGUAAAAUGUUCUUGCCCCGCUAUACUAAGUGAGUCGACUCAGAAUCGGAGCCAUCUUGUUCACUCGUGGACGGAAUUUGAUUCUGUGUAAUGAAAGUGAUGGGAUCCUCCACUUUACAGCCCUACUUUAUGCUCAGAGCCUGCGACGUCGUAUUACCACUCCUCAUGGAUACAGCUAGUCAAAUGAACAUCUUUAUACCAAAAAAUAAGAAGUGUUUUGCUCUCUAAAAUCAGAGAAAAAAAAUCGACUGAAUUAAUCACCAUAAAUGCCAUUUGGCUGCUUGAAAUCUCCAUUUUCGAUGCAAAAAUCCGACCUUUCCCUCGGAAUACCAGGUGAUGGCAGGUGUUUAUUCCGAUCCGUGGUCCAUGGCGCUUGCCUGAGAUCAGGAAAGCCAUCUCCAAGCGAAACCCAUGAGAAGGAACUUGCAGACGAGCUUCGAGCAACAGUCGCUGAUGAGUUCAUCAAGAGACGAGCAGAUAGCGAAUGGUUUGUCGAAGGCGAUUUUGAUACUUAUGUUGCACAAAUGCGAAUGCCCCAUGUAUGGGGUGGGGAGCCCGAGCUACUCAUGUCCUCACACGUGCUACGGGUCCCAAUAACCGUACACAUGUUUGAUAAGAAGAAGAAUUGCCUAAAGGUUAUAGCCGAGUAUGGUCAAGAGUACGGUCAUGAGAACCCAAUUCGCGUUCUUUAUCACGGUUAUGGGCAUUACGACGCAUUGCACGUCUCGUCUAGUGGGACAAGAGAUGAUGAGAUGACAAUUGCUAAAAAAAUUGUAUAGUUCUAACACAGCAACUGAUUCUAAGUUCUGCAAAAACUCAUGUAUGUGCUGCCAAUGCUAUAAGAUGUAAGAAUUGACAAAUUAUAAACAAUAAUAUAUAACAAUAAUGAGA